This is a messenger RNA of Cynara cardunculus var. scolymus (artichoke), 2684 nucleotides long. Its product is annotated as putative CCA tRNA nucleotidyltransferase 2. NCBI's taxonomy places the organism in Eukaryota, Viridiplantae, Streptophyta, Magnoliopsida, Asterales, Asteraceae. Gene Ontology annotation, biological process: tRNA 3'-terminal CCA addition. The record is from RefSeq and is a predicted model, not a curated record. The coding region runs from base 646 to 2376 and encodes 576 amino acids. Gene Ontology annotation, molecular function: ATP:3'-cytidine-cytidine-tRNA adenylyltransferase activity; RNA binding. The transcript has 2 exons.
GUUUCAUUUCAUUUCCUAACUUGCAGAAACUGCUUCCAAUCGUAUACAGGUACUGCUCUUUGAUCUUCAGUUUUCUUUCCUAUAGUUUCUCGAUUUCAUCUCUGUGUUUAUUUGAUUAUUGAUAUUAUCUUUAUGCCUUACACUCAAUUGUCUUGCCGUUUCAUCUUACCUUUUUGCACGAAGUUUUUCCAUCCUUAUUGGAUUAUCGAUAAUGUUCAUAGGCCUUUUACUCAUUAAUUUAGUCGAUUCAACUUGUUUCAUGUUUGCACAAUUAGGUUUUUUACGCAGCCUUUGAUUUCACAAAUGGUCAAUUGAAUUGGGUGAAAGGAUUUCCGUUUCUGUAAUUUCGUGUUGAAAGGAUUUCCGUUUCUGUAAUUUCGUUUCAGUAUUUGUCACUAGGAAAAAGAUUCUGCAAAAACCGAUGGUUGUUAUUGCUUGAAUUUAAUCCAAAUCCCUCCUUAAAACGCGAAUCGUGUAAACCCUAAGGGAGUAAUGGGGAAGGACAAAAUCAAACUAAUUAGGGAGGUAAUGUACUGCUAAUAUGUGUAUGUAGCAUCAUCUUCGAGAAUCAUGAGUUAAAUGUCUGGUUUAUAGUAAUUGUUUCUCUCCCAAAUAUUUGCAGCUAGAAAGAUACUUCAUGGGAGUAUGGCUAAAAUUAGUGAGAAAAUUGCACAACUAGGGUGGUUUUGUGGAUCUUCUAUAACAACCGCCAUUACGGGGAGGACCUUUAUUCCUGCUUGCAAAACGACUGUUAAACUAAAGAACCCCAGAUUCCUCUUUCCAAGAACUCAACCGUUGUACCGGUGUUGCAGAGCAAUGUCGAAGAGCAAGGGAACCUUAUCUUCUCCCUCGCUGCUUGUGGUGAGGGAAAACAUCAAUUUAACCGAUGAAGAGAGGCAGAUAUUUGAACGUUUGCUUCAAGUUGUUCGUCAUUUUAAUCUUGAAACCCAACUUCGGGUUGCUGGUGGGUGGGUUAGAGACAAGCUUCUAGGAAAAGAGUGUUAUGAUAUUGAUGUUGCUCUUGAUAACAUGUUGGGUAAAGAGUUCUGUGAAAAGGUGAAUGAUUACUUGAUACAUGCGGGAGAAGAAACACAAGGAGUUGGUGUUAUCCAAAGCAAUCCAGACCAAUCCAAGCACUUGGAAACGGCAAGGAUGUGCCUCUUUGAUGUCUGGAUUGAUUUUGUGAACUUGAGAUCUGAAGAUUACACUGAAAACAGCAGAAUUCCAACCAUGGAAUUCGGUUCUGCAGAACAGGAUGCAUAUAGAAGGGAUUUGACCAUUAAUAGCUUGUUCUAUAACAUUAAUACAUGCUCAGUUGAAGAUUUCACAGGGAGAGGACUUGAUGAUCUAAAAUCUGGAAAAAUCGUGACUCCUUUGCCUCCAAAAGAAACGUUUUUGGAUGAUCCUUUGAGAGUUCUUAGAGCAAUUCGUUUUUGUGCCAGGUUUGAAUUCGAGAUGGUUGAAGAACUAAAAGUUGCAGCUGCUGACAAUGAUGUGAAAUGUGCGAUUGCUGAUAAAAUCAGCCGAGAACGUAUUGGUCAUGAAAUAGAUCUUAUGGUAUCUGGGAACCAACCAGUUAAAGCAAUAGCCUGCAUAUCCAACUUGGGGUUAUUCUGGAUUGUCUUUACACUGCCUCCAAAUUUUGAACCUCCAAUCUCAGAAGAACUUGAUAGAAUUUGUGUUAGUUAUAUGGAUGAAGCAUGGACACUUAUGCAUGGUAUAGGAAGUUGUACCUUCAGCGAUGAACAAAGGAGAUUGUAUCUGUAUGCAGCAUUGUUCCUUCCACUUAGAAAAACCAUCUAUGGAGAUAACAAAAAGAGAAUCGUAUCAGCCGUGAACUACAUUUACAGAAACUCCCUUAAGCUCAAAGGUAGUGAUGCUGAUAACGUCAUCAGGUUGCAUAAUGCAGUUGAGAAAUUCUCAUCUUUGAUUCCUUUGGUGGUGUCUAAUGAAGGUAUGCAACCUGCAGAAGUUGAUUGGAAAUCAGAUAUGAUCGAUGUUCCUGUUUCUUUGAAAUUAAGAAUCUUGUUAGGGUUGCUUCUUAGGGAUAUUAAAGAUUUUUGGCGGGCUGCACUGAUGCUAUCUAUUCUUUUAAACAAAGGGUCUUCUGUUGAACGUGUUGUAGAUAAUGUACGACUGUUUAAAAAGGUCGAGGAAGAAAUCUUGAAACUAAGUUUAGAGAAAGUGUGGGAGGUCAAACCAUUGAUUAAUGGCAGGGACAUAAUGAAGGUUUUAGAGGUUAAAAAUGGAGGUCCAGUUGUUAGUGAAUGGCAGCAAAAAGUUGUAGAAUGGCAGCUUGCUUAUCCUUCUGGUAAUAUGCAGGAAUGUAUUGAUUGGAUGAUGAGGCAAAAACAGUUGAACCAUCCUACAACGUGACAACACCAAGUAGCUGUUUCUGCUGGUUAGUCGGACGAUUUUUGUAACUCGCUCAAGAGAUUGAUUGUGAGGCUGGGUUUAGAUGAUGGCUGUGGUUGGUAACAGUGGAGGUGGCGGAGCGAUGGAUAGGAAGAUGACCUCAAUAAGAUUCACGAUAUUCUUUAACUUGAUCUAUUUAAUAGCUACAAAUGCGGAUUAAUAGGUUGAGCACCAAAACCCGACUACGGGGUUAACCAUGGGUGUCCGCCUCCGCCUGCUCAAGCCUGAUUGCGCGCGCAUCUCGACUAGUUCCGUGGAAAGCGUUUUCC